Elgaria multicarinata webbii is the source of this 1030-nucleotide messenger RNA. RefSeq names its product HD domain containing 3 (gene HDDC3). The transcript is spliced from 4 exons. Lineage: Eukaryota; Metazoa; Chordata; Lepidosauria; Squamata; Anguidae. Gene Ontology annotation, molecular function: guanosine-3',5'-bis(diphosphate) 3'-diphosphatase activity. The record is from RefSeq and is a predicted model, not a curated record. Bases 83 to 625 code for a protein of 180 amino acids.
CGCCGCCCGGGCUCAGUCCGGAGGCGGCUUCGGCUGGCCCGCAGGUUCCCGCGAGGCGGCCUUCGGUAGCGCCAGGGCCGCCAUGAGCGCCCCCGAUGCGGCGAGGCUGCUGGCCGCCGCCGACUUCGCCGCCCGCAAGCACGCCUCGCAACGCCGCAAAGACCCGGAGCGCACGCCGUACAUCAACCACCCCAUUGGUGUAGCUCAGAUAUUGGCGCAGGAAGCUGGAAUAACGGACAUUGCAGUACUACAGGCUGCCCUCUUGCACGACACAGUCGAAGACACAGACGCCACUUUCUCAGAGAUUGAGGAGAGCUUUGGGGAGGAGGUACGGCGCAUUGUGGAAGAAGUGACAGACGAUAAGACGUUGCCGAAGAUGGAGCGCAAGCGCCUGCAAAUUGAGCAUGCUGUGCACAGCAGCCAAGCCGCCAGGCUGGUGAAACUGGCUGACAAGCUCUAUAACCUACGAGACCUGAACCGCUGCACCCCCCAAGGUUGGUCUGAAGAGCGGGUCCAGGAGUACUUCCUUUGGGCCUCGAAGGUGGUGAGGGUCUUACAUGGGACAAGCCCGGUGCUGGAGGAGAAGCUGUGGCUGCUGUUUAAAGCAAGAGGGCUACCCGAGUGAACUGCGGGACACAGACCUUGCUAAGGUGCUGGAUCUAAAAUGAAGAGAUGUGUGGUCAUUCGAUUCCAGUUCCACUUACUGUUCCCAAGUCUCAAGAGUUCUGGUCCUGCCCACUCCAUCCAGUGCCAAGUGUUCAGGUACUCAGAACGUGUUCUAGAAACAAGGCCACCUCUCAGAGGACUUGUCCAUCCUUGGGAACAGGCUACUAAAACUUCUAAAGUUGAGCAGAAGAGGAAGAAUUGAUCAGAGAGAAGGCAGAAACCCUUCUCAGCUCAUAAACUACAUCUGCGGAGUCCAAGAAGUGCAGCAGGGUGUCCUAGUUCUUAGGAUUUGUUUUUAGUUUGGUGGAUACUGAAAGCAUGCCUGUUGAUAGUGGCCCUCAAUAAAGCCCAGAGCAAAGUGUGA